AUGUCUUCUACCGGUGUGAAGCAGAACAAAGAGAAGCUGUCGAGGAAAUAUCUCCAGGCAAGCGAAGUCAAUCAGCCUCCGAAUAACGCCGCUGCGUCUUCGUCUUCAUCGUCUUCUACAUCAACGUCUGCCUCGUCAUCGCCUGCAGCUGCUCUACGCAAAGCCGCAGCCGCUUCUGCCGCUAAUGAUUCAGACUCAGAUGAAGACAUAGACGAACUAAUUGACGAAUUACAAUCCAACUACGGUGACCACGAUGAGUCCAGUGAAAAAGAGCUGCAGACCGAUGGAGCGCAUGCUGGCCAAAGAGCGAUUCCUGAAAAGGACCUUUCCACAGACCCUGCGUACGGUUUGACUUCGGAUGAAGUCGCCAAGAGAAGAAAGAAAUACGGGCUGAAUCAGAUGGCCGAAGAAAAUGAAUCAUUGAUAAUAAAGUUCUUAAUGUUUUUUGUCGGUCCGAUCCAAUUUGUUAUGGAAGCUGCUGCUAUUUUGGCCGCCGGUUUGUCUGAUUGGGUUGACUUCGGUGUCAUCUGUGCCUUGCUGCUAUUAAACGCUUCAGUCGGGUUCAUCCAAGAGUUUCAGGCCGGUUCCAUUGUUGAUGAGUUGAAGAAGACCUUGGCCAAUACGGCCACCGUUAUUCGAGAUGGUCAAUUGAUCGAAAUUCCAGCCAACGAGGUGGUUCCCGGGGAUAUCUUAGAGUUGGAAAGCGGUACGAUUGCUUCUGCGGAUGGUCGUAUUGUCACUGAAGACUGUUUUUUGCAAAUCGAUCAGUCGGCCAUUACCGGUGAAUCUUUAGCCGCUGAAAAACAUUAUGGUGACGAGGUUUUCUCCUCAUCCACUGUGAAAACCGGUGAAGCCUUCAUGGUUGUGACUGCCACAGGUGACAAUACCUUUGUCGGUAGGGCGGCUGCCUUGGUGGGGCAAGCUUCUGGUGUGGAAGGCCAUUUCACCGAAGUUCUGAAUGGGAUCGGAAUUAUCUUGCUGAUUCUGGUCAUUGUUACUUUACUGUUGGUCUGGACCGCAUGUUUCUACAGAACUGAUGGUAUUGUUACAAUCUUGAGAUACACUCUAGGUAUUACUAUAAUCGGUGUUCCGGUCGGUUUGCCAGCUGUCGUUACCACCACCAUGGCUGUGGGUGCUGCCUACUUGGCUAAGAAACAGGCUAUUGUUCAAAAAUUGUCUGCUAUUGAAUCCUUGGCUGGUGUCGAAAUCUUGUGUUCUGACAAGACAGGUACUUUGACCAAGAACAAGUUGUCUUUGCACGAACCAUACACUGUGGAAGGUGUUUCUCCAGAUGAUUUAAUGCUGACUGCGUGUUUGGCUGCCUCCAGGAAGAAGAAGGGUUUGGAUGCUAUCGAUAAAGCCUUUUUGAAAUCCUUGAUCGAGUAUCCAAAGGCUAAAGAUGCCUUGAUCAAGUACAAGGUUUUGGAAUUCUACCCGUUUGAUCCCGUCUCCAAGAAGGUAACUGCUGUCGUGGUGUCUCCAGAAGGUGAAAGAAUUGUUUGCGUCAAGGGUGCUCCAUUAUUCGUCUUGAAAACUGUCGAAGAGGAUCACCCAGUUCCAGAAGAUGUCCAUGAAAACUAUGAAAACAAAGUUGCCGAACUGGCAUCUAGAGGGUUCCGUGCUCUAGGGGUUGCUAGAAAGAGAGGUGAAGGUCACUGGGAAAUUCUUGGUGUCAUGCCAUGUAUGGACCCACCUAGAGACGACACCGCUCAAACAAUCAAUGAAGCUCGGAAUCUCGGUUUAAGAAUCAAGAUGUUAACUGGCGAUGCUGUCGGUAUUGCGAAGGAAACUUGUAGGCAACUGGGGCUCGGUACAAACAUCUAUAACGCCGAAAGAUUAGGUCUAGGUGGUGGAGGUGACAUGCCCGGUUCAGAAUUGGCUGAUUUUGUUGAAAACGCAGAUGGUUUUGCUGAAGUUUUCCCUCAACACAAAUUUAGAGUCGUAGAAAUUUUACAAAACAGAGGUUAUUUGGUGGCUAUGACCGGUGAUGGUGUUAACGAUGCCCCAUCUUUGAAGAAGGCUGACACCGGUAUUGCCGUCGAAGGUGCUACCGAUGCUGCCAGAUCUGCUGCUGAUAUUGUUUUCCUGGCUCCUGGUUUAUCUGCUAUCAUUGAUGCUUUGAAGACUUCCAGACAGAUUUUCCACAGAAUGUACUCCUAUGUCGUUUACCGUAUUGCUUUGUCCUUGCAUUUGGAGAUUUUCUUAGGUUUAUGGAUUGCUAUUUUGAACAACUCUUUGAAUAUUAACUUGAUCGUUUUCAUUGCUAUCUUUGCGGAUGUUGCCACAUUAGCUAUUGCUUACGAUAAUGCCCCUUAUGCACCUACACCGGUAAAAUGGAACCUACCAAGAUUGUGGGGUAUGUCUAUUAUCUUGGGUAUCGUUUUAGCUAUAGGUUCUUGGAUCACUCUAACUACUAUGUUUUUACCCAGAGGUGGUAUCAUCCAAAAUUUUGGUGCUAUAAAUGGUGUCAUGUUUCUACAAAUCUCACUAACAGAAAAUUGGCUGAUUUUUGUUACUAGGGCUGCAGGUCCAUUCUGGUCCUCAGUUCCAUCCUGGCAAUUAAUUCUUGCGGUCUUCGCCGUCGACAUCAUCGCUACUAUGUUUACCUUAUUCGGUUGGUGGUCUGAAAACUGGACUGACAUUGUCACUGUUGUCCGUGUCUGGGUCUGGUCUAUUGGUAUCUUUUGUGUCUUAGGAGGAUUUUACUACAUGAUGUCCACAUCGGAAACCUUCGACAGAUUGAUGAAUGGUAGGUCAUUGAAGGAAAAGAAGUCUACCAGAAGUGUCGAGGACUUCAUGGCUGCUAUGCAAAGAGUGUCUACUCAACACGAAAAGGACAGCUAG
Messenger RNA from Saccharomyces kudriavzevii IFO 1802, 2844 nucleotides. RefSeq names its product H(+)-exporting P2-type ATPase PMA2 (gene PMA2). The transcript has a single exon. Bases 1 to 2844 code for a protein of 947 amino acids. The record is from RefSeq and is a predicted model, not a curated record. Gene Ontology annotation, molecular function: ATP binding; ATP hydrolysis activity; P-type proton-exporting transporter activity. Lineage: Eukaryota; Fungi; Ascomycota; Saccharomycetes; Saccharomycetales; Saccharomycetaceae. Gene Ontology annotation, cellular component: plasma membrane. Gene Ontology annotation, biological process: regulation of intracellular pH; proton export across plasma membrane.